Molecule: messenger RNA, 745 nt
Organism: Acaromyces ingoldii
Lineage: Eukaryota; Fungi; Basidiomycota; Exobasidiomycetes; Exobasidiales; Cryptobasidiaceae
Exons: 1
Coding region: 89-580 (163 amino acids)
Source: RefSeq, a predicted model, not a curated record
CGAUUCUCACCAGAAAGUUUCGGCAACAGCUUCGACAGAAGAUGUUCGCCUAGAUGCAUCGAUCGCCUCGGCCUACAUCAACAGCGAAAUGGCCGCCUCUGGAUUCGGUACACGAUCUGCAUAUCAGUCGACUUCACUUCCUCCACACUUUCCCCUGGACUUUAAGAACAACGUCAGCGCCAAGCCAACAUUGGCACCUAUCAGUGAUGUUUCGUACAGCGGCUCGAGCGCUGUCAACACGACUGCAAAGAUGCAAAGCGCCGAACCUCCCUUGCGUCCGCUAGAACGACGAAGAGUCAGCUCCGAAGAUGCCAUGAAAGCUCGGCCCAUGACGACGACGAGCAGCAGUGGCGGCGGAAGCGCCAAGAGUAGCGCCAGAUCGACAGAUGAGAGCAGUGCUAGCGGAAGCAGUAACGAAGGACCCUCGAUCCAGACGCCCGAAGCCGAGUUUGGGCUUCAUAUUGCCUCUUCCUCGAACGGGUCCUCGUCAGAAGCAACUUCCGCCAACAAUGUCAAUGUCUCAAAGCCGCCGAUUGGGUCCGGCAACUUCGAGUUUGCGCCCACGACACAGACGCUCUAAGUCCUCUUUUCAUCUUCAUCUAUUCAACCUUUCUUCUCCUCUUCCCCUUUUUCCCAGUCGCUGGACCGGACACCGCAACCUAUACAUUCCUCACGUCAUACGUCUAUUCCUCCUCUCGAGAUCACUGCAAGACAAGAACAUUUCUCGUACCUCAAAGCACGGACA